UGAAACGUUUCAAAAGCAAUAAGGAGAAAAUUGGAAUUCGACCGUUGAAACAUUUUGAACCCACUUACUAAAAAGUAAAAACAUAUAAUUAGGCAACUCUCUUCCCUCUGUUCUUGUACAAUUUCAGUCGCAAAUCCUCUUAUAUUUUGAAUUGUCUAAAAUGGGAAAUCCAUCAGAUAAAAUGCCCUUAAAAGAAAUAAACCAAUCAACAGUUGGUUACGAAACACCGCCUUUUCUGAAUCAUGAUCAGAAAACUGAAGACAUCCAAAAUUCUAUGGAGAAAAUUGAAGACAUCCAAAAUUGUAGGACUCACACUGACAGGCAUGACAGCUGCAAGUGCAAAGUUUCAACUGGGUUAGUCACUCCAGACCGCCUUAAACUCCCGAAAGCGUUUAAAUAUCCUGAAAGGUAUACCAGUCCAACAGACAAUAUAUUGUCUCCAAUUUCGAAAGGUCUUCUUGCCCGAAAAAGCACAAGAGGCGGUGCUCUCUUGCCACCAUCCUUAAUUCACUCCAAGAUUCAGGAAAUGCAAUCAGCGAAUGUGGACCAAAAUUAAUCAAACAUGGAGCAAUCAAUUUGAUGGCUAUUAAAGAAAGCAUAUUCGAGUUCUGACUUCUGACUUCUGGUCUAGCUUCUACAAGCAUUGUAAUUGUACUAACUAAUUAAUUCCAUUUGUUUUACGGACUACUUCUGCUCAUAAUAAUAUGUUGUUCAAUGCCUUUGUGGA
This is a messenger RNA of Spinacia oleracea (spinach), 727 nucleotides long. RefSeq lists its product as uncharacterized. Lineage: Eukaryota; Viridiplantae; Streptophyta; Magnoliopsida; Caryophyllales; Amaranthaceae. The record is from RefSeq and is a predicted model, not a curated record. The transcript is spliced from 3 exons. Bases 161 to 556 code for a protein of 131 amino acids.